AUGAAAGAAACAUUUAAUAAUAACGAUAAUACAAUACAUACUACAAAGUCAAUCGACUUUCAACCUAGUCCACACAUAAUCCAAAAGCCUUGUUUUCAUUGGCCAGUUAUUAGAACUUAUUUGAAAACAAGGUUCACUGGUCUUUGGGUAGGUAAGGAAGAAUUCUCCAAGAACACCUGGAAUGAUAUAUUUAAUCCAUUCCAACAACUCGUCCACUUAAACAAACAUCAUUGGAAUUUCUUUUUACUUGGUUUUUUUGCUUGGGCAUGGGAUGCUUUUGAUUACUUCACCACUGCCUUGAAUAUUUCAAACAUUGCUGAAAGUUUAGAUGUCUCAAUUAAACAAGUUUCUUGGGGUUUAACCUUGGUGUUGAUGUUGAGAACUAUUGGUGCUAUUAUUUUUGGGGCUAUGGGUGAUAUGAGAGGUAGAAAAUGGCCCUAUAUUAUCAAUUUGGGUCUUUUGAUUAUAAUUCAAAUUGGUACUGGGUUUGUGAAAACUUAUGCCCAAUUCCUUGGUACAAGAGCUACUUUCGGUGUUGCUAUGGGUGGGUUAUAUGGUAUUUGUGCAGCCGAAGCACUUUCAGAUGCACCUACUGCUGCUAGAGGUGUCUUGUCAGGGAUCUUCCAACAAGGUUACGCCUUUGGUUUCUUGCUUGCAACAAUUUGUCAACGUGCACUUACUUACACCACUCCUCAUGGAUGGCGUUCAUUGUUUUGGUUCAGUGCUGGUCCACCAGUUCUUUUGAUUAUCUGGAGAUUGUUUACACCUGAAACUGAUUCAUAUCAAAGAAUUAAAGAAAGAUUUGAAGCUGGAGCAUUAGAGAAGAACUCCAAAGCCAAAGAAUUCAAAGCACAAGCUAAGGUGGCACUCAAACAUUAUUGGCUUGUUAUUAUCUUCAUGGUGUUUAUGAUGUCUGGGUUCAACUUCUCAGCUCAUGGUUCCCAAGAUUUAUAUCCUACCUUAUUGGAAAAGCAAUACCACUUUGGUGAAGAUAGGAGAACUGUUAUUCUUGUUUGUGCAAAAUUAGGUGCUAUUGUUGGUGGUCUUAUAAUUGGUCACGUAUCCAGUGUUGUUGGUAGAAGAUCAGCCAUUUUAAUUGCAAAUCUUUUCACGAUUGCUUUAACUUAUCCUUGGGCUUAUAAGCCAAUGUGGGCUACUGCCUUCUUUAUGCAAUUCGGAGUUCAAGGUGCUUGGGGUGUUGUUCCUAGCCAUCUUUCAGAAUUGUCACCACCACAAUUUAGGGCUUUCGUUACUGGCGUAUCUUAUCAAUUAGGUAAUUUGGCUUCUUCAGCAACUAGUACAAUUCAAGCCACUUUGAGUGAGAAAUUCCCUAUUGAUGCCGAGGAUGAAGUUUAUGAUUACAGUAAGACAUUGACAUUGUUCGUAUUGGCCGUUCAAGUCUUUAUAAUGAUUGUUGUUUUCUUUGGCCCUGAAAAUAGAAAUGCAGAUCUAAAUGCAGAAAGCGAAAGUGUUUAUGCUACAGAAGAAGAUUCCGCUGAUGAUAAAUCAAAGGAAAGUGAUCUUAAGAAUGCUUCUGAUAGAGUUUAG
Molecule: messenger RNA, 1548 nt
Organism: Hemisphaericaspora subhashii
Lineage: Eukaryota; Fungi; Ascomycota; Pichiomycetes; Serinales; Debaryomycetaceae
Exons: 1
Coding region: 1-1548 (515 amino acids)
Biological process (GO): plasma membrane lactate transport
Cellular component (GO): plasma membrane
Molecular function (GO): secondary active monocarboxylate transmembrane transporter activity
Source: RefSeq, a predicted model, not a curated record